AUGGCCGCCGCCGCCGCGUCGUCCUCCUCCGAGGGUCCGGUCGCCGUCCGCACCUGCGUCUCCCUCGGCGAGGCAGCGGAGGCUCCAGGCGGCGGCGACCGGGCGGCGGCGGCGGAUUGCGGGGUGUGCGCCAUCUGCCUCGACAGGAUAGCGCUCCAGGAGACGGCCCUCGUCAAGGGCUGCGACCACGCCUACUGUGUAACCUGUAUUUUGAGGUGGGCAUCCUACAAGCAGAACCCCCUGUGCCCACAGUGCAAGCAUCCAUUCGAAUUCCUCAGCGUGCACCGCUCUCUUGACGGCUGCCUACAUGACUACCUGUUUGAGGAGAGCGUUUGCCUUCUCCUGAGGGCCGCUUGGUUUGAACCUCUCAUCGUGGAGGCUCACGAAGAGGCUCUGGAAGAAGAAGAGUUUUUCCACCAGCAAUACCAAUACGAUGACGACGAAGAUGAUCUUGAUGAGGAAUCUUAUUACAUGAGCAGGUCCCCGAGCAUUCGUAUUGGUAACCGGAGAUGGGGUGACAAUGGGUACAUCAGAGGAGGCAGGAAAGAGGCGAGGCCAGUGAAUACUGAUGCGGCUGCUGGUCCAUCCAGGACCCCGAAGAAGAAAGAGAAAGCUGCAUCAUCUUCGGCGUCAGUGUCCGUGUCAGGUUCGGGAUCAGGGUCAGGGUUUGUAUCCAAGGAUGUCGCUGGAAGGCGAGCGAAGCGGGCGCAGAAGCGAGAAGCUGCAGACAGGGCAGCUGCAGAGAAGCACCUGAAGCACUUGCAGAGGCUGGGACUGAGGAAAGCGCCUGAGCCUGAAGUGCCCGCGGAGGUUGGGCCUCAGGUGAAUGAGUGA
Molecule: messenger RNA, 834 nt
Organism: Miscanthus lutarioriparius
Lineage: Eukaryota; Viridiplantae; Streptophyta; Magnoliopsida; Poales; Poaceae
Source: the annotation of a GenBank genome assembly